AUGGACCGACCACGGCGGUCAACGCGGGCGCCAGUCAAGGCUCCGCAGUUACUAGCAGGAAACUCUGACGAAGAGCCCACCAGACGCGCAUCGAAGCGCAAGGCCCCCAGCAGUCCAACGGCGAAAGCACCAGGAACAGCCAAAUCUGGAGGAGCACCAAAACCUGUGGCAAAAGCAAAAGCACCAGUUGACCCCGAAGCGCAGCUCAAGAUGCUACUCACGAGCCCCAAGAGUGACCUCGUUAGCCUCGACAUGAGUGACCUCAUCAACGCCCAGACAUGGGAUAUGCUCUCAGAGGCGGCACGUGUUGAGCUGCAGGCCCUCCUUCCUCCGACAGCGUUCAUUGGGUUCAAGGAGACGCUGGGCGUCGAUCAUCCUUUGCUGCAGCCCUUAGAUGGAGAACGGCCGUUAGAGCAUCCUCCGCCAACUUCAAAUGGCACGAAACCAGAAGCCGAAGAUAUACCGCAAGCGGCGUUGCAAAUUGGCAACGUCGAGCCAGAGAAACCUCCUGCAAGCCCAAACGCGAUGGAAGUCGACCCUCCUUCAUCUUCAGAGCCUCAACCUACAAAUGCCCAAUCUGUCCCUCUCAAGACCCUCUCACCAACUUUCUUCACUGAUCCACACCUCCUUGCCGCUUUACGUACCUUCCAGGACCACCUUUAUCUCGGUUGGUUCACAGAAGCACAUGUAGAACGUGUGCAAAAAUUCGAAGAAGGAAUCCGAGACGGCAAACUGGCGGCGCUGUGGAAGGACGAGGUGUGGGAGCGCGAACAUGGGGUACCUCUGCCUCCGAGAGAGCAGGAGAGUGGGAAGGAGCAAGCGAAGGUCGGGCAGGAAGAGAAUGGCGCAACAGCAAACGAGGUGGUGGCUGAAGGAGCAGCCAAUGGGCUGGUUGCCAACGGGACGAAUGCCCUUGUGGCUGCGGGUAGCAAGGGUUCGUUCAGCAUCCCGUGCGAGUCGAAUGCACGGGCUGGAGGCGCGAGUGAGGUCAAGCUGUCUGUCCUCGUCAAGAAGGGCGUUAUCCGUGUCGGCGAUGUCAUCGCGUAUCGGCGUUCGUUUGCGACUUCUGAGCUUGUGGAGAAGGAUUGCGUUGUCCAAUCGAUCGACAAGAAAGCCUUCACUCUGACCGUCAUCACCAUCCCAGGUCGGACGCGCAACCUACCCGCCGAGCUCCUCAUGCCCUCCUCCCUCCAACCCUCAGGCAAACCACCGUCCAAGAAAACGCCAACUUCUUCUGCUAAACCGCCCUCCCAAGCCGCCUCCUCCCAACCAACGACAGGCACUACCUCUCUUGGCACACCCACUCUGGUCCUAACGUUCCUCUCGCCUACGCAGCUCGAGACAGCCCUCCUCGACGCAGACGCCCAGAUCGAAAGGUCUCGUCGGCCAAAUGGGAAUGCGUGGAAGAGUUUUUCGGUCUGGAGGUGGCGCGUGCCUGGUGUGCCGUUUGGUGAAGAGGAAGACGAAAGUGCGGGUGAGGCGGCGUAUAACCCUGAUGAUGCGAGAGGCGGGAGGGAGAACCAUGGGACGUUGUUCUAUCUGAGGGGGAGUUAUUAUCAUGAUCGGUAG
Molecule: messenger RNA, 1569 nt
Organism: Cyclocybe aegerita
Lineage: Eukaryota; Fungi; Basidiomycota; Agaricomycetes; Agaricales; Hemipholiotaceae
Source: the annotation of a GenBank genome assembly